This is a messenger RNA of Eutrema salsugineum, 773 nucleotides long. RefSeq names its product reticulon-like protein B22. Lineage: Eukaryota; Viridiplantae; Streptophyta; Magnoliopsida; Brassicales; Brassicaceae. Bases 107 to 601 code for a protein of 164 amino acids. The record is from RefSeq and is a predicted model, not a curated record. The transcript has 4 exons.
CAAGCCGGGAAAAUCAUUGUAGAUCAGUUUUUUUUCCGGGAAGAACAAAAAUUUCUGGUAAAAUCUGGGAGUGAAUAAAGGAAAGCAAGUUCGAGUGGAGAGAGAGAUGGGAGAAGUGGGGAAGGCGAUGGGAUUGCUGAUUAGCGGGACGCUUGUGUAUUAUCACUGCGUAUAUCGCAACGCAACUCUUCUCUCUCUCUUCUCCGAUGUUCUCAUUGUUCUCUUAUGCUCCCUCGCCAUUCUCGGUCUCCUUUUUCGCCAACUCAAUGUAUCGGUUCCAGUGGAUCCACUAAAGUGGCAAAUAUCACAGGACACAGCAAGUAACAUCGUUGCACGCUUAGCUAAUACCGUUGGAGCAGCAGAGGCCGUUCUGAGGGUUGCAGCAACAGGACAUGACAAGAGGCUUUUUGUCAAGGUCGUAAUCUGCCUUUACUUCUUAUCAGCUCUCGGACGACUCAUAGCAGGUGUAACCGUUGCUUAUGCAGGACUAUGCAUGUUCUGCCUCUGCAUGCUCUGUCAGAAUUCUCAAUUUCUUGGAAACUGUGUACUGAAGCGAGCAAACGGCGAGAUUUUAGAACAAGAAGCACAUAUUGAUACAUAACCUGUCUAGCUUUUGUUUUUUCUUUCUACUUUCUCAUGUUCAUAUCUUCAGAAUAGAUACCCCUAAUGUACACACCACUCGUAUACUGCCUGGUGAAAAAAUGUAAUGAUAUUGUUUCACCUCCACACCGUAUAUUUGCAUAUCUUAAAUCUAUAAAUUUGUUUUGUUUUAA